AUGGAUUAUACCAGGGAGGUUGCUGCUUAUAGUCGCCUCAUGUCCAUCGGAGAGACAGGCAGAAGUAUCCCAAAAUUCUAUGGAUCGUGGACUUUCCAACUGCCUAUCGCAAGCCAAGGAGUUGUAUAUCAGAGGCCAGUGCGAGUGCUCUUGAUCGAUCACCUUGAAGGGUUGGAUUUGCAGAGCUCACGCAUCCAGAAUGACUACCUUGCGCACAACAGUCUAGAUGCAUUCCACCUGCCCGAGGACUACCGCCUAGAGGUACUGGCGCGGGUUUUAGAUUCUCAUGCGUGGUUUAUGCACUGGGGAGUUAACCAUGGGGAUCUGGCUGGCCGUAAUGUGAUGCUCGUUACCGAUACCAGCGCCAAACUCAGCACCGGCAACAACAGCAUCAUCAGUAUCCCGCGCGUUGUACUAGUUGAUUUCAACGUGUCUACUGUUUAUAGCUGUACCCUUAUGGGCAAGCACUCUUUUGAGAACCUGGCUCGCCCAGUGAGCCCCAUGGAGUUGUUUUGGAAGUGGUCUCUGGCUGUUGACUUUGAAGGAUGGGUCCCUCGAGAAUGGGCAGACUCUGAAAGGCUACAGCAGCAGUGGCUGCUGCGGAGAUUUGGUAGCGAAGAGCAGAAAGCCCUGUACGAACCUGUGACCAAGGAGCUUGAGUUUAGCAUCGAUUAG
Messenger RNA from Diaporthe citri, 675 nucleotides. RefSeq lists its product as uncharacterized. The coding region runs from base 1 to 675 and encodes 224 amino acids. The record is from RefSeq and is a predicted model, not a curated record. The transcript has a single exon. Lineage: Eukaryota; Fungi; Ascomycota; Sordariomycetes; Diaporthales; Diaporthaceae.